Molecule: messenger RNA, 2264 nt
Organism: Daphnia carinata
Lineage: Eukaryota; Metazoa; Arthropoda; Branchiopoda; Diplostraca; Daphniidae
Product: putative inorganic phosphate cotransporter
Exons: 14
Coding region: 180-2204 (674 amino acids)
Biological process (GO): transmembrane transport; monoatomic anion transport
Molecular function (GO): transmembrane transporter activity
Source: RefSeq, a predicted model, not a curated record
AUUAUACGUGUCAUCGAUCGGUCACAGUAUUUUUAUUUACAUUUCCAAGUACAAAAAAUACCACCCACACGCACAACUACCCGUCUCCUUUGCACAAUUUGCACCAAUGGCAUAUUUAGUUUAAUAGCUUAACAUUCCCGUCCAACCUUCCCCAUAUAGUGCAAUAGAAAUAGUGCAUAAUGGUGCAACAAUCUAGUCUACUUGUGAAUCCAGUCGAACCCAACGAGAUAGAUGAAAAAUUACGAUUGAUUCCUCAGGAUGAUGAAGACCAAGGGUGCUGGGGGACACGACAUACUCUUGUCUUACUUGGUUUUUUGGGGUUUGCCAAUGUUUAUGCCAUGAGGGUGAAUUUAUCCGUGACGAUCGUAGCGAUGGUCAACCAAAGCGCCAUUCCGCACAUCAAUCAAACAGCAGUCGAUAUCUGUCCGGUGACUCCGGGAAGCGAUCAAUCUGGACUAGUUAAGGAUGGAGAAUUUGCCUGGGAUGAAUAUAAACAAGGCAUCAUCCUCGGAUCCUUUUUUUGGGGCUAUGUUUUAACGCAGAUCCCUGGUGGGAGGCUGGCGGAGCUUUUUGGCGGUCGAAAAUUGCUUGGCUACGGCAUUCUCAGCACUUCCAUCUUCACUUUAUUGACUCCCUUCGCUGCACGUGCUAGUGACACUUUACUGAUCUUCUGUCGCGUCUUAAUGGGAUUGGGAGAGGGCGUUACUUUCCCCGCUAUGUAUGCUAUGCUGGCGGAAUGGGCCCCACCGUGGGAAAGGAGUAAAAUGGCCGCUUUCGUCUUUACAGGUGCUCAGUUUGGAACAGUUAUCACGUUACCUCUGUCAGGAAUCCUUUGCGAACACGGUUUCGACGGUGGUUGGCCAACAGUGUUUUACGUAUUUGGAACGUUAGGUAUAGUGUGGUUCGCUGUAUGGAUGCCUUUGACUGCCGAUUCUCCAUCACGUCAUAAAAAUAUUUCUAAAGAAGAAAAGGAAUACAUCUGCAGCUCGUUAAGGGAUUCCAUCAAAAGGAAAAGCGCUCCUGUUCCAUGGCGAUGCAUGUUCAAAUCCAAAGCUUGUUGGGCCGUCGGAGCAGCCAAUGUUGGCCACGCCUGGGGAUUCUAUACACUGUUGACUGAACUACCAAGUUACAUGGAUAACAUUCUUCAUUUCAAUAUGAAGCAGAACAGCUUCGUUUCUGCUCUCCCGUAUUUGGCAAUGUGGCUUUUUUCGCUCUUAUGCAGCACAAUCGCAGAUCUGCUCAUUUCCAAACAAAUAUUUAGAGUCAUAACUGUUCGGAAGAUAUUUAAUUCGAUAGGACAAUAUGGACCAGCAUUGGCAUUAGUUGGUGCUGGAUUCAUUGGAUGUAACACUGUAGCAGCCGUAGUUUUGCUGACUCUGGCCGUCGGACUUAGUGGUGCUUCUUACUCUGCUUUUCAGGUGAAUUUUGUCGAAAUCGCUCCACCAUAUGCCGGUACCUUGUUUGGUGUUACUAAUGCAGUAGCCAAUCUCUGCGGAUUCAUGGCUCCUUAUGCUGUCGGCGUGCUAGUGAAAGGAAACGUGCUUGUUCUACUAACCCUUGUUAUUUUCAUUUUUUUAUGGAGAAAAGGACGUGUAUCACGUCGUGGAAUCUGCUUGGUCGGUUUGUGUGAAUCUGGAAAAACACUAAUCUUCUCUCAAUUGAUUUAUAAAAAAGCUGUUGAGAGCUUUACCUCGAUGAAAGAAAAUGUAGGAGUAUUAGACAUUGCCAAUAAGGGGGCCUUAAAAUUAAUUGAUAUCCCUGGCCAUGAACGUGUUCGCCAACGUUUCUUUGACAGUUACAAAAACACAGCAAGAGGGAUAGUCUUUGUCCUUGAUUCUUUUAGUCUUAACAAAGAUAUUCGUGAUGUGGCUGAGUACCUUUACAAUAUUCUGAGCGAUCCUGUAGUGUCAUCUAACCGACCCCAGGUGCUUAUCCUAUGCAACAAACAAGAUCAUCCUUUAGCUAAGGGACCCCAAGUUAUUCAGUCUGUUCUUGAAAAAGAGAUGAAUGUGCUGAGAAACACUCAAACCAACCAGCUAGAAGCUGUAGCUGAAGGUGGAAACAGAAAAUCGUUUUACCUUGGACAAGAAGGCAAGAAUUUUGAGUUCGCUGAUAUUCGUUCAUUGCGCGUGGAAUUUGCCGCAUCAAGUGCCCAAACAGACGAUUUGGAAAAUUUAAAAAAGUGGCUGCAAUCAGUUGCUUAACACUCAUAAAUUCAUUGUGUUUCUUCUGUCUAUAAAUGACCUAAAUACAUGACAUCCAUC